This is a messenger RNA of Drechmeria coniospora, 3624 nucleotides long. RefSeq lists its product as uncharacterized. The record is from RefSeq and is a predicted model, not a curated record. Lineage: Eukaryota; Fungi; Ascomycota; Sordariomycetes; Hypocreales; Ophiocordycipitaceae. Gene Ontology annotation, cellular component: cytoplasm; fungal-type vacuole membrane. Bases 1 to 3624 code for a protein of 1207 amino acids. The transcript is spliced from 2 exons. Gene Ontology annotation, biological process: endosomal vesicle fusion; autophagy; vesicle-mediated transport.
AUGAUAUUCGACGAUUCUGGUGACGUGGGGUCUUCGGCGACCCGGAAUGCGUCAAAGGAUGACGGCCCCUAUCUGCUGCGUCCACUGCUCGAAAAUGUGCCUCUGUGUGCCGACGGUUCGCAGCGCCACGUUAGCAUCAACUGCGUCGAAUACCUGGACGGCAACCUCUAUGUCGGCACCUCGGCCGCUGAGCUACUUCACUUCGUCAAGAUGCCUCCCGACCCUGUCGACAAGUCUGGCAGGCCACUCUUCAUGCUCGCCUCGAGGUUAUCUCCCACGUUUGCCGAGCCGCCCAGGGCUGCCGCUCCAAUCCCUCGACCUGGCGUUCAGCAGAUCCUGCUGUUACCAACCGUUGGCAAAGCAUGCAUACUCUGCAACUCAACGGCGGCAUUCUAUUCCCUGCCCGAGCUGAGUCCCGUGUCUGGCAUAGGUCAGGUGAAGAACUGUAAUUGGGUCGGUGGCGUUGACCUGAACGAGAUUGAACCCGAAAAUUCCGCCGUGACGAUUCUACUCUCGCUCAAACGACGGAUACAAGUCGUGCGAGUUGGUGAAGGCGUCCAAGCUUACAGGAACAUUGAUUAUGCUGGCAGCACCGUUUCAAUUCGCCGUGACACCAUAGCAUGCGUUGCAGACUCGAGAUCUUACGCCCUCUUAGAUGUUGAGAGGCGUUUGAAGAUACCUUUGAUGAGCAUCUCAUCGUUCGAUGAGCCCUUGGAUACCGUCGAAGUCGAGCAAGCUCAGGCCCCGGCAUCUGAAGUUGUAGGAGGCAUAAGUCGCAGCGUGUCGUCAACCGAAAGGCGCCCCAUCUCGGCCACCAGGGCUCACAACCGCAGUACGAGCCUGGGCGGAAACGUCUUGGGAAGCAGCGACCGCCACCAAGAAGCACACGAGUCUGACCGCCGGGAUCCCGAGUCCCAGCUGACAUCACUUCUCCCGCCGUUUGCGGAUCUACAGUCUCAGCAAGCCGACUCGGGUGCUCCGCCACAAACAGACACCCCGGCGCCUGCCGCACCCGGGGAGACCGUUGUUUCCAGCCAAACGUUGCAGCAACAGACUGUCCCGGAGGCAACCGGGCUGCAUCCGCUCAUCGUGUCACCGACUCCAGAAGAGUUUCUCCUCGUCAUCGGCACAAGCCCGGAGGAGCCUGGCAUUGGCAUGUUUGUCAGCCUCGACGGCGACACAACCCGCUCCACCAUCGAAUUCGAGAGAUAUCCAGAGCAGAUUGUUGUCGAUGGAAGGGAAUCAGACCUGUCAUCAUCGCGGUUCGGGUCUGGAGACGUGAGCAGCUAUGUCCUAGCGUCGAUGGCCAAGCAGAGCCCCAACGGCUUGCGAUAUGGGCUAGAGAUCCAGCGUUGGGAUUCCAGCGAGGCAACCCCUGAGAAGCACUGGUUAGUCGCCAAUAACAGCGAAAACUCGGUCCCGUACGGACUUCGAUCUCUGGUGGGCUCCGACGAGCUGCAAUUUGAAGAAGUCGUUGCUCGGUUGAGCCAUAAGAGGUUCCUUCCGUUCACAAAUCCCCUGGACACGGCCGACUCAUACCUCGAGAAAUCGGAUUCUCGCACAGCCCUGUCCAUGGAGAGGUUGUACCAGGAAAAGGAGCUUUUCGAGCGCGAUGACGACUCGCAGGACGACAACUCGCCUCCGGACGGUUGGGAGGCAGCUCGAAGCUCCGAGGGUGAGGAAUUCACUCGGCGGUUGGCAAGCUCCAAGGUCAAGCUGGCGGUUUGGUCUGGUGACCGCAUUUGGUGGGCGGCUCGAACCCCGCUGAUAAUGCAGCUUGACGCGGCUCUCGAUGCUGCCUGCAUGAAUGGUUGCGCAGACUCUAGGGGAAUAGACAGGCGAGCCAUCUUUACCGUGCUCGGGUCCAUUCGCGGUCGAGAGGCAAAGACUGAGCUGGAAUUCCUGACGCUUGGCUUCAUUCGACAAAGGGCAGGGCUUUUGCUGGUGAUCAGUCUGCUGGCAUCGCCGGAGGGCGAGCAACUUUCAGCGGGCGAAAUGAACGCACUGGAAGAGGUUCUGAUGGACAGCAAGCUCGAACCCAGAGUCGUUCUCUCGCUGAUACCUGGGCUCCGCAACGAAAUAAAGGAAGGACGUCAAGGGAUCUGGAUCUGCGACGGAGUACGAAUGGUGGCAGAGACUUAUCUGCAAAGCACAUCCUUUUCUGGUGUGGUAAAACAUGGCAUCAAAGAUGUCUCGCCGAGAGUACUGCACUUUUUACGACGCUUCCUCUUCGCGUGGAAGAAGCUGAAGGGCUUUGGUAGUGUCCCGGACGAGGGUGACGUAUUUCCGACGGUGGAUGCUGCCCUGCUCGUUGUCCUGCUGGAGCUGGAUCAACACGAGAGCCACCCCGAUGGUGGAACUGUGAGGUCGGAGCUCUACGGCCUCGUCGACAAAGGGGUCGAUUGCUUCGAGCGAGCCGUUGGCCUCCUCGAGUCGUACCACAGGCUCUUCGUUCUCAGCCGGCUAUACCAGAGCCGCAAGAGGGCAAGCGACGUUUUGUCGACUUGGAAAAGGAUCAUAGAGGGGGAAAGGGACGACGGAAACGAGCUUCAAGACGGCGAGAAGAGAGUGCGGGACUAUCUCCAGAAGGUCAGCAGCCAGAUGGUCGUCCAGGAAUACGGCAUCUGGCUUGCCAGCCGAAACCCCAGGCUGGGCGCCGAGGUCUUCGCCGGAGACAGCCUCAGAGCGCCCAGUUUUGAGCCGAACCGAGUGGUGGAGAUGCUACGGCAAGGCGCCCCGAGCGCGGUAAAGUAUUACCUGGAGCAUCUCGUUUUCGUCAAGGGACAUGCAGCCUACGUCAACGAACUGGUGACCUAUUACUUGGACAUUGUCCUGGACGAUCUCGAGUCGCGGGAAACAAGCCGAGAGGCCGUCGUGGCGGCGUACGACGCCUACCGGGCGCUACGAGCACCGAAGCCGACAUACCACCACUUUCUUGCCGAGAACUCGCCCGACAACGACGAGGUGUGGCAGAGCCGGCUCCGGCUGCUGCAGCUUCUGGGCGGCGCGCACGACUACGACUCGGCGGCCAUUAGCGCCCGCAUCACAAGCUUGCCCGGCCAUCUCCUCGUGCCGGAAACCAUCAUACUUGCCGGCCGAGAGGGACGCCAUGAUGAUGCGCUACGAUUGCUGGUCCACAAGCUGGGCGACUAUGACACGGCCGUGGCGUACUGCCUCCGUGGCGGUAGGAGCGUAUAUGUCCCCCCGGAGGACCGACGCGGUGGCGGCAGCAACGAGUCCGAGCAGGAGGCGUCCCGGGGUUUGUUUCGGGUUGUCCUGCGCGAGUUCCUCGCCAUCAACGACUUGAGCAACCGGGUCGAGCAGACGGGUGCGCUGCUGGAGCGGUUCGGCGGGUGGUUCGACGUGGAUGAGGUGCUGCAACUCAUCCCGGACGACUGGUCCGUGGGCGUGGUGGCCUCCUUCCUGGCCAGCGCCCUGCAACGACUGGUGCGCGACAAGCACGAGAGCAUCAUGACGAGGGCGCUCAGCGGCGCCGAGAACUUGCGUAUCAACUACGAUUGGGUCGUCGGACUGGAGGAGAAGGGACCGAGGUUGGAAGCCACAAGACAGCAGCAGCCGGGUCAUUACGCCGAUGGGCACGCAGGCGAUGCGAUGAUGCCCUGA